Molecule: messenger RNA, 822 nt
Organism: Eptesicus fuscus (big brown bat)
Lineage: Eukaryota; Metazoa; Chordata; Mammalia; Chiroptera; Vespertilionidae
Product: N-chimaerin-like
Exons: 1
Coding region: 1-822 (273 amino acids)
Biological process (GO): ephrin receptor signaling pathway; regulation of GTPase activity
Molecular function (GO): GTPase activator activity; ephrin receptor binding
Source: RefSeq, a predicted model, not a curated record
AUGAUGAUAAACCCAAUAUAUGAGCACAUAGGAUACACAACCUUAAACAGAGAGCCAGCAUACCAAAAACAUAUGCCAGUCCUGAAAGAGACACAUGAUGAUAAAGAUUCUACAGGCCAGCAUGGGGUGUCAGAAAAAAGGUUGACAUCACUUGUUAGAAGAGCAACUCUGAAAGAAAACGAGCAAAUUCCAAAAUAUGAAAAGGUUCACAAUGUCAAGGUCCACACGUUCAGAGGUCCACACUGGUGUGAGUACUGUGCCAACUUCAUGUGGGGUCUCAUUGCUCAGGGAGUGAAAUGUGCAGAUUGUUGUUUGAAUGUUCAUAAGCAGUGUUCCAAGAUGGUCCCAAAUGACUGUAAUCCAGACUUGAAACAUGUCAAGAAGGGGUAUAGCUAUGACCUCAUAACACUUGUGAAAGCCCACAUCACCAAGCGGCCGAUGGUGGUGGACAUGUGCAUCAGGGAAAUUGAAUCUAGAGGUCUUAACUCUGAAGGACUGUACAGAGAUGGAGAGAAGGCAGAUAUUUCUGUGAACGUAUAUGAAGAUAUCAACAUCAUCAGGGGUGCAUUGAAACUCUACUUCAGGGACUUACCGAUUCCACUCAUCUCGUAUGACACCUACCCCAAGUUCAUAGAGUCCGCCAAAAUUAUGGAUCCUGAUGAGCAAUUAGAAACCCUUCAUGAGGCACUGAAACUGCUGCUGCCUGCUUACUGUGAGACCCUCUGGUACCUCAUGGUGUAUCUGAAGAGAGUGACCCUCCAUGAAAAGGAGAACCUUAUGAAUGCAGAAAACCUUGGGAUUUUUUUCGGCCUCACCCUAUGA